UACCGCUUCUUUAGGACAAUGUACCAGCUUUUGGGAAGAAAAAAGAAAGGAAGGAAGAGAAAUCAAAAGAAGGAGAGAAAAGAGAAAGGAAGGAAACUUGAUGGAGUUAACUAACUUACCUCCAAGCUCAAAUAAACUAAACUGAAAAAAUUAGUACUAAUAAAGAAUAAUGGUAACAGGUAGUGAACUCCUUUUAUACUAUUGCUUUAUGAGAAGACUUAACUAUUAAAAAUUCCUGAUACAGAAGGCGAAAGGCAAAGAUCUAGCACGCAUCAUUUCUCCUAGAAGGCCGAGACUUUUUUCUUUUUUGAAAAUGUAGAAAACCAGUACAAAUGUACAAAACACACUAGAAAAUGCUCUCUUAUCUCUAGUUUGCUUUUUUUGUGUACAAACUGUUAACUUGAACAGUUUUCCGGUGCAAAAGGUCUCACCAGAAACUUUAGGAAAGAUGGGUGUGGGUGCGGGAAGCAGAAGAAACUAAGCUGAGAAAAACCCGGAAAAAUACUCGACGCAGCUGCUGCGGCCUUGGGUCAUCUCACCUCGAUCUACCCCGCGUGCUUGCUUUCGCUUGGGGUGGAAAGCGGGGUUCAAGGGCUCUUUUCAGCGGACUGAGAAAUCGCAGAGGCCAUGGGAACCCCAAGUCAGGACUCCCCUUUCCCGACAGCAGGGGUAAAGGGAGCGGGGGUCCCUUCGCUUCACUGUGCCCCAGCUCUACCGAGAGGCAGGCCUCUGAGAAACGAGCCGGGGACCUGGGGGCCCGGGCGGCCGCAGCUUAGUGGGCUGAGGUGUCGAUCAGGGGCACGCUUCGGAGCUCUGUCGGGGCCCAGCUCCCUCCUCCACACCCCAAAAUGCCGCCUAGGACGUGGGCAUCCCGAGCGGCAUCCAGAGCCGCUGAGAACCCGCCGAGGUUGCUCCUUGUCCGUUCUCCCGCAGCCGAGAGGCCAGCAUCGCGCCGGGACGACCCGGGGACCCGAGCCCGGGCGCCGCUGCAUUGCCUCGGGUGCUAGGCCUGGGAGCUUUGAGGCCGGUACAGUGAAACACCUUUAGGAGCAAGGAGGGAUUCCAGGUGUCCUCCCUCUGUACCCCAACUCCCUGCCCGGAUAUCUUCCACCCUUUGCCAGAGCUCCCACACACAAACUUUGUUCUGGACUUGUUCAGCCCCUUCGGGACCCACAGUUGUCGCCUCCAUGGGGGAAAGCGAGUGCCCCUGUUUCAGGGGGGAUUCCACUCUGGCUGGUCACCCGCAAACCUGAAAAACUAUCCUACGACUUCUUCCCCGACCCCCCUGGAAGUAGGGGGCACCACGAUCCGCAGAGGGCGCAUACAGACCGUAAAGAUUUUGGGGGGCAGAGGGUGCAAUUGUUGGGGGAAGAGAUGCGGAGAUAAACUUUGCGAGCCAGACCCCGACACUUCCCCCGUCCGUUUGCACCGUCUCCGGAACAACUGGCGGCCAGCGGCACUCUCCACCCCGGCCGCGACCCCAGCAGGUCAGGCGCGGGCGCCCCGACACCAGUACCCAUCUUCUUGCAGCUCUGAACCUCCAAAGGCACCCCGUUCUAGCGCGGGCCGAGGGGGAGUGUGCGCGUGGGGCGGGGAGGGGGGGUGCAGCGAGCUCCCCCACGCUCGGAGUUCAGCCCAGCGCCCGAAGUAAACUUCCUUCCCGCUGGCAGCAGGGCCGGGAGGCGGAGGCCGGGCCGGGGGCCCCGGGGCGCGGCGCGGGGAGCGCCAGGGGCCCCUUGCGGUCCGGCGGGGACGACCUCCGCCAGCACCCACGCCUCAUGGGGCUCCCGGGUCCCGGCGGUGGCUGGGAUCCCCGGAAAAGCCGGGACGGAGAAGCCAGGCCGGCAUGCCCGCCCUCCUUCCCCCGGGAGGACCCAACAACUCCGGAAAGAUCCUGCCGGGAGAUGUGCUCGCUUUCGCCGGGGCAGCGGGGGAAAGCCCAGCAAAGGCAAAUUGAAAAUUAAAAAGAAAAAAAAAAAAUUACGCCGAGUGGAAGAAGCAAUCGGGGCCGCGGCGGCGGCGAGGUAGGGGGCGCGGGGGCCAGCCGCGUGUGCGUGGAUCCGAGUGUGCGUGAAUGUGAGUGUGUGUGUGUGUGUCCACGGCGCGGGCCGGAGCACUCACCAUCUCGCCGGGGGAGCGAGGCCACUUCGGGGUCGGAUUGGAAAUGUUGAGGCUUCGCUUGCUUCCUCCGCGACAUGCUGGCUCAAACAUCAGCUGGGGCAGAAUAAAAAAUUACUAAAA
Macaca mulatta (Rhesus monkey) is the source of this 2241-nucleotide messenger RNA. The record is from RefSeq and is a predicted model, not a curated record. Lineage: Eukaryota; Metazoa; Chordata; Mammalia; Primates; Cercopithecidae.